Molecule: messenger RNA, 1091 nt
Organism: Sardina pilchardus (European sardine)
Lineage: Eukaryota; Metazoa; Chordata; Actinopteri; Clupeiformes; Clupeidae
Gene: fam162a
Product: family with sequence similarity 162 member A
Exons: 5
Coding region: 171-689 (172 amino acids)
Biological process (GO): cellular response to hypoxia; neuron apoptotic process; positive regulation of release of cytochrome c from mitochondria
Cellular component (GO): mitochondrion
Source: RefSeq, a predicted model, not a curated record
GGUCCUAGUAUCACUGCUGAUAUGUAAGCAACUGCUCCACUACUUGCUGCGUGCUGAUUGACUUUCAACUGCGGAAGCAGUCAAACUUCUGCGAAUGUAACAUCAGGUUAAAACGGCUUCAUGGUUUCAAAAAUACGAUCACACUCUUUGUAAAACGCUCAACUUGAAUCAUGAUGCUCAAUUCGAUCGUUAGGUCUCGUCCCCUCGGUAGUUUCUUGGGGCAAUGGCGUCGUCAGGCUGUUGAUAAUAUUUGUAAGAGGAAAAUGUGUGACAAACCCACACCUGUGGCACCCGCAGAGGCGAAGCCAGCCGCCCGAACACAGAGCAAACCACAUCAAGGUUUCAAACUGCCAGGAUACCGGCCGUCAAACUUUGACCAGAAGAUGCUCAUAUGGUCCGGCCGCUUCAAGACUAAGGAGCAGAUUCCUGAGAUUGUAUCGUAUGAGAUGCUUGAUGGUGCCAGGAACAAAGUACGUGUCAAGGUCGCAUACCUGAUGAUGGCUAUAACCAUUUUAGCUUGUUUGGGAACGGUGAUCGUGGGAAAACGGGGCGCAAAAAAUCACGAAUCGCUCAUUACCAUGAACAUGGAGAAGAAGGCUCGCUGGAGGGCCGAGGCUCAGCAGGAGAGAGAGGCAGCAGCAGCAGCAGCGGCGGCGGCUGCGACUCUAGCCACUGAGAAAGCCCAGUGAGUGAGGGACUCUGAGGAGGAGCAACACCCCACAAGAUCACGUCCUGGAUUCCUCACCUAUUAAGGACCGUUUUUGGUGCCCCCUGUGUGUAACUAGUAGGUAGUGCAACCCUGCUUCAGGAGGACCAAAGUAGACACAAAGUACAGUUUUGUUCAAGGCUUGAGUCACUGGAUCAGAUCUCUAGACAGGACGUAUGGUCCUCUGUUAGAGAAAGACUUGUGCUGAGAAGUGAAGUGCUGAGCGUUAUGUCAAAAGUUUAUAUUCAGCGAUCAGAGAUGUAGUAAUUCAGUUUCCUCACACAGCUACUCCUCUGCCACAGUGACCUUUUCAAUCUUAUCACGCUGCUGUUUUUAAGUAUUAAAUAAAGAAAUAAUCUCCCCAAACUUGACUGGUGUCUGCUUU